Acanthosepion pharaonis is the source of this 4629-nucleotide messenger RNA. Lineage: Eukaryota; Metazoa; Mollusca; Cephalopoda; Sepiida; Sepiidae. The record is from the annotation of a GenBank genome assembly.
AUGUCCAUUGAUUGUGAACGCAUCCAGAACUGUACGACUUAUUUGUAUGUAAUGUGGUCAGCUCCUCUUCAGAUAAUCCUUUGUACUUACCUUCUUUGGCAAGAGGUUGGUGCUGCUACCCUAUCUGGUUUGGCUGUUAUGGUUCUUUUGAUUCCUAUUAAUAUCUUUACAACUGCAAAAACUCGUAAAUACCAGGUAAAGCAGAUGCUCUUUAAAGACAGUCGUCUUCGACUUAUUAACGAAGUACUUGGAGGCAUGAAAAUCUUAAAGCUGUAUGCUUGGGAAGGGUCCAUGGAGAAAAAAGUUUUGAAUAUCCGGGAUAAAGAAUUGUCAGUUCUUAGCAAAGCUGCAUAUCUUAAUGCUUUUUCUGCUUUCUGCUGGCAAUGUGCACCAUUUAUUGUGACUGUAGUUACGUUUGCCACUUACGUCUUGCUUAAAGAUGAUCAUUAUAUUGAUGCCGAGACAGCCUUUGUAUCUCUUUCUCUCUUUAAUAUCCUCAAACUACCUAUCAACAUGCUUCCAAUGGCAAUUCCAUUCCUUAUUCAAGCUCAUGUAGCUGUUACCCGAUUGACCAAAUAUUUGUCUGAAGAUGAACUUACCAAUUAUGUUAAUACUAAUUUCUCAUCUGAUAAUAUUGCAGUGAGGAUAAAGAAUGGUGAAUUUUCCUGGGGAAAAAAAUCGGCACCCAUUUUGAGAAACAUCAAUGUGGAUUUCCCUUUGAACAAGCUGAUUGCAAUUGUUGGUCAAGUUGGUGCUGGAAAGUCUUCUCUUGUUUCUGCCAUCCUUGGUGAAAUGGAAAAAAUCAGAGGAUCUGUAGAUAUUCAGGGUUCAGUUGCUUACGUUCCUCAAGAGGCAUGGAUUCAAAAUAAAACUCUAAAAGACAACAUUUUAUUUGGAAAAGCCUAUGAUAAGCAGCGUUAUGAAGAAGUACUUGAAGCUUGUGCUUUAAAAGCAGAUUUAGAGAUUUUACCAGGUGGAGAUCAAACAGAAAUUGGUGAAAAAGGUAUCAACUUGAGUGGUGGGCAAAAGCAGAGAAUUAGCCUUGCCCGAGCUGUCUAUGCAAAUAAAGAGGUUUAUAUAUUUGAUGAUCCUCUCAGUGCUGUUGAUGCCCAUGUUGGUAAACACAUAUUUGAUAAAGUGUUUGGAGAAAUGGGAAUGUUAAAAAACAAGACUCGUAUUUUAGUGACUCAUGGAGUUCAUUGGUUACCUAAAGUUGAUAAAAUUGUAGUUUUGCUAAAUGGUAUUGUGUCUGAAGUUGGCAGCUAUGAAGAGCUAAUCAGUCAUGAUGGUGCAUUUGCACAGUUCCUUUUGACUUACCUUAAUGAAGAAGAUGAAGAUGGUGAUCCAGAAAUUGAGGAAGUGAAAACUCGGAUGCUGAAGCGUGCGGUUUCCUUAGUUUCAAGUGGAUCUGAAGAAGAUAUAGAAGAAAUAAGCUGCAGGCGGAGAAGCAGUAAGGCCACAUCUUUGAAAAGCUCUAACAGUUUGGCCUCGAGAAAAACUCUUGAUGGACAGGCCAAGUUCAAGCUAAGCAAAUUGAUUCAAGAAGAAAAGAUGGAACAAGGAAAAGUAAAAUUAGAUAUCUUCUUAGAAUACAUGAGAUCCCUUGGCAUAAUCUGCUCCUGUAUCAUUAUCAUGUUAAUGAUGCUGAAUCAAGGGUCUUCAAUGUUUGCCAGCAUCUGGCUCAGUGAAUGGACUGAUGACCCAUUUCUAAAGAACCAUAGUAAUGUUCAGGAUGCUGAAUACACAAGAAAAAACUAUCUGUACCUUGGUAUAUAUGGUGUUAUGGGUGUUGUUCAAGCUAUUUUAGUAUUGUCUUAUAGUGUUAUGUAUGCAUAUAGCACAAUAAGAGCAGCAAGGAGUCUCCACAAACAAAUCCUGGAAACAAUAAUUCGUUGUCCAAUGUCCUUCUUUGACAUAACACCAAUUGGACGAAUACUAAAUCGUUUUUCAAGAGACAUUGAUGUUGUGGAUAACACUCUGGGUUUUGUGACUAGGCGAGUGUUGCAGAUUGCCUUCCAGACCAUUGGCACAAUAAUCAUUGUUGGUUACAGUACACCUGACUUUCUCAUUGUUGUCAUACCCGUUUUAAUUGUCUAUUAUUUCAUUCAGAGGUUUUAUAUUCCCACUUCCCGCCAAUUGAAAAGACUGGAAUCUACAACAAGAUCGCCAAUCUAUACUCACUUCAGUGAAACUGUUUCUGGUUGUUCUGUCAUACGUGCUUAUAAAGAAUGUCCAGAAUUCAUUUACAUUUCAAGAGCAUUGGUUGAACGAAACUUCAUUGUUGUCGCUGCUGCUUUAUUUGCUGUGUUGAAAAUUCAAACAAUAACUGGUGGCCUUGUUGGCUUAUCAGUCUCCUAUGCACUCCAAGUUACGAGUUCCCUUAAUAUGCUUGUUCGGAUGACAAGUGACUUUGAAACAAAUGUGGUAUCUGUGGAGCGGUUGAAAGAAUACACAGAAAUAACAAGAGAGGCUCCGUGGCACAUUCCUGACAAAAAACUGCCUCAGAGUUGGCCAAGUGAAGGAAAAAUUGAUUUUAUCAAUUACAAAACCAGAUAUAGAAAUGGUCUGGAUUUAGUCCUAAAGGGUAUAACUUGUUAUAUUAAAGCAUGUGAAAAGAUUGGAAUUGUAGGUCGUACAGGAGCAGGGAAAUCUUCACUGACUCUAUCGCUUUUCCGUAUUAUUGAAGCUGCUGAUGGUUUCAUACUUAUUGAUGGUUAUAACAUAGCUGACAUGGGACUCCAUGAUGUUCGAGGCAGUCUCACUAUUCUCCCACAGGAACCAUUGAUUUUCUCUGGAACACUUCGUCUCAACCUGGAUCCUUUUGAUAAACACACAGAUGAAGAAAUUUGGAAAGCUCUUGAAUUGGCUCAUUUGAGAUUAUUCAUUUCUAAUCUCCCAAAUAGACUUGACUUUGAAUGUGGUGAAGGAGGGCUGAAUUUCAGCAAAGUGUUGGUAUUAGAUGAAGCAACUGCUGCUGUGGAUAUGGAAACUGAUGAGCUUAUACAGAAGACAAUCAGAGAGGAAUUUACUGACUGUACCAUUUUAACCAUUGCUCACCGACUCAACACUGUGAUAGAUUAUGACAGAAUCAUGGUACUUGAUAAUGGGAUCAUAAAAGAAUUUGAUUCUCCUCAAAACCUCCUCAGCAAUAAACAACCAUUAACUAAUUUAUUUAUUGCUGAUUGUUCUCUCUCUUCUCCUGUCUCUCUCUCUCUCUUCUCCUGUCUCUCUCUCUCUCUUCUCCUGUCUCUCUCUCUCUCUUUCUCCUGUCUCUCUCUCCUGUCUCUCUCUCUCUCUUUCUCUGUCUCUCUCUUCUCCUGUCUCUCUCUUCUCCUGUCUCUCUCUUCUCCCUGUCUCUCUCUCUCUGUCUCCUGUCUCUCUCUCUCUGUCUCCUGUCUCUCUCUCUCUGUCUCCUGUCUCUCUCUCUCUGUCUCCUGUCUCUCUCUCUCUCUCUCCUGUCUCUCUCUCUCUCUCUGUCUCUGUCUCUCUCUCUCUCUGUCUCUCUCUCUCUCUUCUCUCUGUCUCUCUCUCUCUCUUCUCUCUCUCUGUCUCUCUCUCUGUCUCUCUCUCUCUCUCUGUCUCCUGUCUCUCUCUCUCUGUCUCUCUCUGUCUUUCUCUCUCUCUCUCUCUCUCUCUCUCUCUCUGUCUCUGUCUCUCUCUCUCUCUCUCUGUCUCUCUCUCUCCUGUCUCUCUCUCUCUCUGUCUCUCUCUCUCUCUCUGUCUCCUGUCUCUCUCUGUCUCCCUCUCUCUCUCUCUCUCUCUCUCUCUCUCUCUGUCUCCUCUCUCCCUCUCUCUCUGUCUCUCUCUCUGUCUCUCUCUCUCUCUCUCUCUGUCUCUCUGUCUCUCUCUCUUUCUCCUGUCUCUCUCUUUGUCUCUCUCUGUCUCUCUCUCUCUCCUGUCUCUCUCUCUCUGUCUUUCUCUCUCUCUCUUUCUCCUGUCUCUCUCUCUUUCUCCUGUCUCUCUCUCUCUCUCCUGUCUCUCUCUCUCUUUCUCCUGUCUCUCUCUCUCUCUUUCUCCUGUCUCUCUCUCUCUCUCUCUCUGUCUCUGUCUCUCUCUCUCUGUCUCUCUCUCUCUCUUUGUCUCUCUCUCUGUCUCCUGUCUCUCUCUCUCUGUCUCUGUCUCUCUCUCUCUCUCUCUCUCUCUCUGUCUCUCUCUCUCUCUUUCUCCCUCUCUCUCUCUCUGUCUCCUGUCUCUCUCUCUGUCUCCUGUCUCUCUCUCUGUCUCCUGUCUCUCUCUCUGUCUCCCUGUCUCUCUCUCUCUGUCUCCCUGUCUCUCUCUCUCUCCUCUGUCUUGUCUCUCCUGUCUCUCUCUCUCUCUCUCUCUCUCUCUGUCUCCCUGUCUCUCUCUCUCUGUCUCUCCCUGUCUCUCUCUCUCUCUUCUCCCUGUCUCUCUCUCUGUCUCCGUCUCUCUCUGUCUCUCUCUGUCUCUCUCUCUCUCUUUCUCCUGUCUCUCUCUCUCUGUCUUUCUCCUCCUCUCUUUCUCCUCUGUCUCUCUCUCUCUCUCUCUGUCUCCUGUCUCUCUCUCUCUUUCUCUCCUGUCUCUCUUUUCUCCUUCCCCUUCUCUCCUGUCUCUCUCUCUCUCUUCUCCUGUCUCUCUCUUUCUCCUUCUCCUCUCCUCUCUCCAGCAUAA